Molecule: messenger RNA, 5734 nt
Organism: Arvicanthis niloticus (Nile rat)
Lineage: Eukaryota; Metazoa; Chordata; Mammalia; Rodentia; Muridae
Source: RefSeq, a predicted model, not a curated record
GUCGCUGUGCCGGGGCCGACCAGCAGGCUCUUCCAUAGGUGGCUGCGUUUCCGACUUCGCCCUGGCUCCACUCCGGGGGCUUGACGUGCAAACUUCGCCGGAGCGAGCAGAGAGGGAGGGACCGGCGAGGGGGAGGAGGCGACAGGAGGCGCCUCCGCUUAAGGGAGCCGGCCGGGCGCCGCCGCUCGGACGGACGCGCGGACGGAAGGAAGGAGCGGGGCUGCCGGCCGGGCCGGGAUGCGAGCGCCCGCAGGGAGCGGAAAGAAUGUCGGAGCGGGCCGCGGAUGACGUCAGGGGGGAGCCGCGCCGCGCGGCGGGCGGAGCAGCGGCCGCCCGGCAGCAGCAGCAGCCACAGCCUCUGCAGCCCCAGCGGCAGCACCCGCCGCCGCGGCGCCCACGGCCGGAGGACGGCGGCACCGGGGCCGCCACCACCUCGGCCGCCGCCAUGGCGACAGUGGGGGAGCGCAGGCCCCUGCCCAGUCCCGAAGCGAUGCUGGGACAGUCGUGGAAUCUGUGGGUGGAAGCUUCCAAACUUCCUGGGAAGGAUGGGACCGAAUUGGAUGAAAGUUUCAAGGAGUUUGGGAAAAACCGCGAAGUCAUGGGGCUCUGUCGGGAAGAUAUGCCAAUCUUUGGUCUCUGUCCGGCACAUGAUGAUUUCUACUUGGUGGUGUGUAACGACUGCAACCAAGUUGUCAAACCGCAGGCAUUUCAAUCUCACUAUGAAAGAAGACAUAGCUCAUCUAGCAAGCCUUCCUUGGCUGUUCCUCACACUUCAGUAUUUUCCCUCUUCCCUUCUCUGUCCAAAAGCAAAGGCGGUGGUGCCGGUGGAAGUAGCCGGCCUCCCAGUGGAGGAGUCCUUUGUGCAUCCUCAAGCUCCAAGUUACUCAGAUUGCCCAAAGAGAAACUGCAGCUCAGGGGGAACAUGAAGCCCAUGCAUCCCAUGCAGCAGACUAAAGUCCCCCAUGGAAGAGUCAUGACACCCUCUGUGAAGGUGGAAAAGAUGCAUCCGAAGAUGGAUGGCACACUACUGAAAUCCACAGUGGGGCCAGCCUGUCCUGCUACUGUGAGCUCUGCAGUCAAGCCUGGCCUUAACUGUCCCUCAAUACCAAAGCCAACCUUGCCUUCACCUGGACAGAUUCUGAAUGGCAAAGGGCUUCCUGCAAUGCCAACUCUGGAAAAGAAAUCUGAAGACAGUUCUAGUAACAGGAAGUUUUUAAAUAAGAGAUUAUCAGAAAGAGAGUUUGAUCCUGACAUCCACUGUGGGGUCAUUGAUCUGGAUACCAAGAAGCCCUGCACCAGGUCUUUGACUUGCAAGACACAUUCCUUAACCCAGCGGAGAGCUGUUCAGGGCAGAAGAAAACGAUUUGAUGUGUUAUUAGCGGAGCACAAAAACAAAGCCAGGGAGAAGGAGCUGACUCGCCAUCCGGACUCUCAGCAACUACCACAUCCACUCAGGGACCCGCAUCCCACCCCUCCUAGGACCCCCCAGGAGCCACACCUUCCUGCAGAAUCAAAGCCUUUCUUAGCUAGUAAACCGAAACCUCAUACCCCUAGUCUUCCAAGGCCUCCAGGCUGCCCAGCUCAGCAAGGAGGGAGCACCCCCAUUGACCCUCCUCCAGGCCAUGGGUCUCCACACCCGCCCUUGCCUGCCACUGAGCCAGCUUCUCGGUUAUCCAGUGAGGAGGGUGAAGGCGAUGACAGAGAAGAGUCUGUUGAGAAACUGGACUGUCAUUAUUCAGGUCGUCACCCUCAGCCAGCAUCGUUUUGCACAUUUGGGAGCCGGCAGAUUGGAAGAGGUUAUUAUGUGUUUGACUCCAGGUGGAACCGGCUUCGCUGUGCCCUCAACCUCAUGGUAGAGAAGCAUUUGAAUGCACAGCUAUGGAAGAAAAUCCCACCAGUGCCCUGUACCACAUCACCUGUUUCUGCCCGUGUUCCUCACCGGACAAAUUCUGUGCCGACAUCACAAGGUGGGAUCAGCUACCUAGCAGCAACCACUGUCUCCUCACCUCCAGUCCUGCUGUCAUCCACCUGCAUCUCCCCAAAUAGCAAGUCGGUACCAGCUCAUGGAACCACCCUAAAUGCACAGCCUGCUGGUUCUGGGGCGAUGGAUCCUGUGUGCAGUAUGCAAUCCAGACAAGUAUCUGCUUCAUCCUCAUCCCCCUCCACACCCUCUGGCCUUUCUUCAGUUCCCUCUUCCCCUCUGUCCAGAAAACCUCAGAAAUUGAAACCUAGCAAGUCUGUAAGGCCCAAGGAGUCUUCUGCUCUCAGUACUAACUGUCACAAUGCCAGUAGCAGUACCAGUGGUGGCUCAGGAAAGAAACGCAAAAACAGUUCCCCACUGUUAGUUCAUUCUUCCUCCUCUUCAUCGUCCUCCUCUUCCUCUUCUCAUUCCGUGGACUCUUUUAGGAAAAACUGUGUGGCUCACUCUGGGACUCCAUACCUGUCAACAGCACCAUCUUCCCACAGCAUCGGCCUCAACUGUGUGACAAAUAAAACACACUCGGUGAGCCUCCGGCAUGAGCAGGUGGGCCGGGUUCCCGCUGGUGUGAGCCCUGCAGAGCCCAUCAAGAGGAUGAGUGUCAUGGUGAACAGCAGCGACUCCACUCUCUCUCUUGGCCCAUUCAUCCAUCAGUCCAGUGAACUGCCUGUCAACCCACACUCACACACUCCUCUAGACAAACUCAUAGGAAAGAAAAGAAAGUGCUCCCCAGGCUCCAGCACCGUUGGCAACAGUGGCACCAAACCUACAAAGGUUGCCAAAUUGCCACUUAUGAACAACGUCCACAUGAAACACACAGGCACCAUCCCAGGGGCACAAGGAUUGACGAACAAUUCCCUCCUCCAUCAGCCAAAGGCACGACCCUGACAUCUGACAGUACCACUGGACGGAAUAAUCCAGUUUUGAAGACAAGUUACACCUCUGCUCAGCACUCUGGACUCCACGAUGCCUUUGAGUGUCUUUUUCUAAACUCCUGUGGGCCUUCAGGGUAAGCCCUGGCUGUUUGACAAGGAUUUCCAGAAGCUGUGUCUGUAGCAGUGAGCACACGGGAAGGACACUGGAUCACGUGCAGCCACCGGAUUGCGUUCUCAGUGUUAGCAGUGGUCUGGACUGUUUGCUGCCAAUCUGUGAGAAGUUUUUUGUUGUGUUGUUUUUCUUUUUUCAUCUGGAGCAUAUCAUGGAGCCACUUGUAAAGCAGAUUGGCUGGGCACAAAGUGUUUUGGCAAGAGCAUUUCUGUGGACUCUCCUCCCUCUUUCUCUGCCAGAAUGGUUUUGAACACAUUCUCAUCUGUAAGUCAGUCUCCAGAAGGUAGGCACCUUACCUGGAGACUGGAGGCCUUCCAAAGAAAGGGGAUCGAGUUGCAUCCUGAGUCGCCUCCUGGAGGAUAUUUGACUUUAGAUUUUGUUUUUAAUCGCAGUGUUCAGGACUAGAAUACUAAGAUGGUGGUCAAUGCAUCAUGACACAGUAGCCCAGCCCUUUUCAAGUAAUUUGGGAUAAGAAGCUUAUCAAGUUCUUCAGACUUAAAAACUGGCUUGAAGCUGGUGAUGCCUGGAUAUUAAGGUGAAAGGAUCUCAGAAGCUUAGUUUUCAUGGUACAAAAGCAUGUGUGAUAAAAAGAGAGAAAGAAAGAGGAAGAAUGAAGAAAAGAAAGACGGAAAGAGAGACACGGGAUAAAAACCAGUUGGGACACUGGAUUCGGGGAGGUGAAAAAUCUUAAAGUGAGGCAAAAUGUGUAGGAUUUCCAAAGAGACUGACUUGAUUGUCACUGUGUUCAUUGAACAGUGUGUCAGACGGGGUGAUUGUCUUCCUCGGUCUGCUUUUUAAGAUCUGCCUUUUUAAAAGUUAUCAUGUCCUUAAACUUUCCAAGGCAUUACUCCCAUUUCCUCUUUCACUAGUGUUUGGAGAACUAAGUGUGGGUUUCUGCUUCCAGGCCUGCUGUCAUUGUCUGUGUCACAGCUUCGUCAGACCGUCAGGUGAUUAUUUGAAUGCAGGUGGGCUGAGGUGGAGACUCCCAAGAAAGGGUACAUGCCCAUGGAGAGCAGCGACUUUGUGAGGGGAACCGUGUUUACCUGUGCUCACCUUCUUUGCUGUGACAGUAACAGCCAUCCUCCCUCUGUGAGGUUUAAAGCCCUCUUUAAGAUUUCUCAGUACCCUGCUCCCAAAGAAUGUUUAAUGUGUUAAAACAUUGCUUGAAAAGACAUCUACUGGUGAAUUUGGGGGUGAUCUAGGGCCACUGUAGCAGCUCCUGCUCAGAGGACCGAGUCCUCGGGCUUAGGAAGAGUAUAGUAGAGUGGCCAACAGGACAACCCCCGGUCAGUGUGUCCUUUCCCUACAGUUCUUAGAUUAUUACAAACUUGAGAUUCAGGGAAUUUCAGUCAACAACAGGUAGAAUGAAUAAAUACUUGGUUACCAACCUAAUAAUGUGAAUUGCUACAUUUACUCUUAUUAUGUAAGAACACAAAGACUUUAUGCAGAUACUUUAACUAUAAAUUAAUGGGAAAUGUUGAACUUUUUUAAGGAAGGGAAAACAGAAUCUUAUUCACUUAUUAUGCAAUCAGUCAGUGAAUGUUGUAAAGAUGACGCUAGAGGAGCUCUGAGGAGAGCCGGAUGGGCCCGUGGUGAAGUUAGGGAGUUAGGAGGGCCAUCUGAUUCUCUCCCGGUGCUGGGAAGCAGGAGAGGGAUCCCAGCUCACACAGUCAUUACUUGCUGACAAGUGCAAUGGGGUGUGGGGUAGAUUUAUUUUCAGAGCUGGGGACUUGGUGGUUAUAAAUUAAGUUGCUUUUAGUGAUGGAAUUUAUAGACAGAUAUUGUUCCGAAAGAUGUGAAUAAGAGCCACAGUAGGAAGCUUAUUCAGAAUAAAGUAGAUACUUAAGUUAAUGAGUGUUAUAAUUUGAUUUCUUAGGCUGGGAUUUUAAUUGAACUUCAUUAUAUCUCCAGGAAACACAUAGAGCCUCGGGAUUAGGAAAAGCCAUUUUGGAUUCUGCCUGCCACAAACAGACAUAUUCUAAACCGUGCUACUAAAGUUUAGACUGUUCAAAUAUUUUAUUUUCUCUGACAACUACUUUUUAUGAUGAUGAAUAAUUAAGACCAUUUAAAAUAUGGGAGUACAAAUAUUUUUUUUAAUUAGAUUAACUUGCAAAAACCAAAUUUGCAGUGCUUGGGUUGUUUCUAGACAGACUUUGGUGUCAAUUUAAAACCAAGAUAAUUUUUUAUAUUCUUUCCAAUAGAAUUCAUGACAGCUUCUGCAGUUUUCUUAAACUACAAAAAACUAAAAGUGCUGCAAUGAUGAACAAAGAAUUAUAAAAAACCUACUUUUGUAUCUUUAUUUUGGAAUUUCUUGUUCUAUUAUAAAUAUGAAAGUAUCCCUAUUUCAGAAGACAUAUUUUGUUAAAAAUGAAUUGUACAUAUUUAAAUAUGUAUUUUUGCACAGGUCUUUUUUUCUGAUAUCCUGUUUUGGUACAAUUGAGAUCAUCUAGUAUUUAUUUAUUAAUUAAUAAAAAUAAAUACCUUUUUAUAAUUUGAAGUGGUUCACUGCCAAGCCAGUAGUUUAGAACCUGUCUCCUUUACAGUUAAGGGAUGCCUCUGUCGUGUGGGAGUUGCUGUCCCUUUUAGGGACUUUUAGGGAGGGGAUUCAUACAGAUGAAGCGGGCGCCUCUCAGUUGCCUGAUUUUCAAAUAGACUACAUGGAGCUAAGUGACACACUGCUUUUCUUUGUUUAGUUGUGUGUGUGUGUGU